Wickerhamiella sorbophila is the source of this 537-nucleotide messenger RNA. RefSeq lists its product as hypothetical. Bases 1 to 537 code for a protein of 178 amino acids. NCBI's taxonomy places the organism in Eukaryota, Fungi, Ascomycota, Dipodascomycetes, Dipodascales, Trichomonascaceae. The transcript has a single exon. The record is from RefSeq and is a predicted model, not a curated record.
AUGGAUGUCAAAAAGUGUGCUCGUUGCCAUCGAUUGCGGUCAAUCUCUCUAUUUGAAAAGUUCAAGAGUGGCCGAGUACGAGCGACAUGCAACAGAUGUAUUCAAAGAGACAACUACCCGGCAAUUGACAGGAUGAGCUUUUCAAAAGUAACCAGUGCCCAGCAUCCCGCAAUGACUGAAGGGUUCAAUCCUACCGCCCCGCCCCCUAUGCUUUCUCCAGUGAGCAUUGGCCAGAAAGCACCCAGUCGUCCGGAAUUGAUACUCGAGGCCAAAAUGACUCCCGCAUAUAUGCCUCAGAACAGCCGAGAGCAAGUUCACUUUUCUGCUCCCGUACCUCCUACCAAACACAGCCCGUUGGCAACAAAUCAUGCGGAGCCGAAAUUGCAUGGCCAAAGCUCGAAUGCGGAUCUUCAUUUGAUGCCCAGUUUAGAAGCAGUUGCAUCGCUUCAACCAGAUUUGGCUCCUCUCCUUUCCAGUCUCAAUGAAAGCGGAAGCUACGUGUUGCUUUAUAUUCCGUGCAAAAUGCAUCAUAAAUAA